ACUUUCACUUUCUCGCUUACUCAAACUUUCUUUUUCCGAGUCCCCAAACAGACACUUUCUUUUGCUUUUUCUCUCUCUUUCUUUCUCACCCGCCUUAAAAUCAGAGAAAGCCAAAGCAAAGAAUGGAAACUCAAACUCAAACUCAAAACCAAAAGCAAAGCCAAGAAACAUUGCCACAGCAACAGCAGCAGCAAAACCAGAAGAACAUGAAGAAGUCUUCGUCGAAAAACUCCGAUUCAUCGGCUCACUACAAUGACUCGCCUCACUCGCCCCUCCGAUUCCACUCGCCACUCCGAUCCGAACUCGGCGACCCUCCCGAGACGCCUCCGUACCACUCUCCGGAGGCCUCGCCGGAGAAGCCGCCGCUGGACUACUCCAAAGCCGUCGUCGCCGUCGACAAGUACACUCAGUUCUCUCCGCAACAGUCGACGCCGGAGAAGCCGAACCUCACUAACAACAAUAGCAACGCCGCGUCGCAGACGGAGAAGUCGCCGUCGCCGUUGAUGGUGUUGAGCAGGGCGAUGAGGGAGGAGCCACCGAUGUCGGUGACGAAGGUAGGUCCCAGCGGCGGCGGAGUAGGACGCGGAGUUGAGGAUGGUCGGAGAUCGGCACAUCUUGCGAUGCCGAGGAGGACGAAGAGAGACAUGAUGGUGGAAAAAGCUGCGUUAGGGUUUAGGUUCAGUGAGAUUGUGCUCUGUUUGAUUUCGUUUUCGGUUAUGGCCGCCGAUAAAACUCAAGGUUGGAGCGGCGACUCCUUUGACCGUUACACUGAGUACAGGUAUUGUUUAUCUGUGAAUGUUAUCGCAUUUGUAUAUUCAGGGUUUCAAGCAUUUGAUCUAGUUUCCAAUAUGAUCAGCGGGAAACAUGUCAUCCGCCACCACCUACGUCGCCACUUUAUAUUCUUCAUGGAUCAGGUACUAGCUUAUCUUCUCAUAUCAGCAUCCUCAUCAGCAGCAAGCCGGGUUGAUGAUUGGCAAUCAAACUGGGGGAAAGAUGAGUUCACAAUAAUGGCUAGUGCAUCAGUUGGGAUGGCCUUCCUGGCUUUUGUUGCAUUUGCCUUUAGUUCCCUCAUCUCGGGUUACUACCUGUUUGCACAUGGCUCUACAUGAUCUUGGAACGAGUUUUACGGUUCUUCUUCUUCUUCCUUUUUUCUAAUUUUUAUGCUGUAUCACAUAUAUUUAUGUUGUACAGACAAACAUAAAGUCAUAGAAUUUGUUUCUUCUUAAUUAGAUAAAUAAAAUAAUGUAAAGAGUUGGGCUGCU
This is a messenger RNA of Quercus robur (English oak), 1262 nucleotides long. Its product is annotated as CASP-like protein 4A3. The coding region runs from base 123 to 1109 and encodes 328 amino acids. Lineage: Eukaryota; Viridiplantae; Streptophyta; Magnoliopsida; Fagales; Fagaceae. The transcript is spliced from 3 exons. The record is from RefSeq and is a predicted model, not a curated record.